Messenger RNA from Arachis duranensis, 522 nucleotides. RefSeq names its product glycine-rich RNA-binding protein 1-like. NCBI's taxonomy places the organism in Eukaryota, Viridiplantae, Streptophyta, Magnoliopsida, Fabales, Fabaceae. The transcript has 2 exons. The record is from RefSeq and is a predicted model, not a curated record. The coding region runs from base 1 to 522 and encodes 173 amino acids.
AUGCAACAAGGUCCAGAACAUGUUCCUAAUAUGAACCAGGUGCUGAUAUCCCGGACAGACGUCGUGUUGGGCAGAGACAUCAGUCCGACGUGGAGAGAGAGAGGUUAUAGUAGCGAUGAAGACGAGGGUGGUGAUGGUCGAGAUGAUGGGGGUGACGACGGUGAUGAGGGAGGUGAUGGUGGAGGACACGAUGGUGGUGACGGAGGUGGUGGUGGUGGUGGAUAUGAUAGAUCCGACGAUGGUGACGGAGGUGGUCGUGGAGGUGGUUACGGGGGCUAUGGUGGUGGAGAUGAUGGUGGUCAGGGUGGGAGUAGCCGAGGUAGUGAGGAUGGUGGUCAUGGUGGAGGAGGUGAAGGCCAGGGUGGUAAAGGUGAGGCAGGUGAGCAGGGAGAUGUAUAUGGUUGCAAUGAUGUAUAUGGUGGAGGUGAGACAGGUGGCGGUGUAGUCAGACGAGGGUUUGGUGAUUAUUUCUUUGGGGUUCCUAGCAGUAAUGGUGAUGCACGAGAGUCAGAAGUGCAUUAG